This is a messenger RNA of Closterium sp. Naga37s-1, 921 nucleotides long. Lineage: Eukaryota; Viridiplantae; Streptophyta; Zygnematophyceae; Desmidiales; Closteriaceae. The record is from the annotation of a GenBank genome assembly.
AUGGCGGCCUGCAGGCGGAAUCACCGUUGGAUCUCUCGUGGGGUCGCCGAUGCCGUUCGCAGCGUCGCAGGCGGCAGAUGCGGCGAUGGCGGAGGCGUCGGAGGCCGCGUACGUGGCGACCGCAGCCGUCAUGCCGCUGGCUCAGAACACAAGCACCGUGAACUAGCCAUUGUCGCUGCGGGCGCUUCCCCCGGUGAGGCAGCUGCGGGCGCUUCCCCCGCGCAUGCUCUGCACUUGCUCGCCUUCCAGCGCAUGCUCUGCACUUGCUCGCCUUCCAGCGCAUGCUCUGCACUUGCUCGCCUUCCAGCGCAUGCUCUGCACUUGCUCACCUUCCAGCGCAUGCUCUGCACUUGCUCGCCUUCCAGCGCAUGCUCUGCACUUGCUCGCCUUCCAGCGCAUGCUCUGCACUUGCUCGCCUUCCAGCGCAUGCUCUUCGACGUCGGCUUCCACGGCGGGCGACCCAUCGACGAAACGUUCUUUCGCACGCGGAUCAGCGGCAGGCACAACCCUGACAUUGGCCGGGACCUGUUCCCGGGGUGGACCCAGGAGCAGCGCACGGCGUUUCUUGACGAGAAAGAGGCUCUCUUCAAAAGAUGCGAGUGUGCUGGUAUGCUGCCAACUGACUCACUCACAUCCGGCCCAUCCAAUCAGAGCUUGUGGAGACUCAUGGGUGGCAACACGAGAGCCGGGACAUGCUGUGCGGCUCGCAGGCAGCUAGUGCUGUGGCGGGAAGGUGGGGAGUCUGAGGGGGAAGGCAGGACGCUGCAUGUAGGAGCGGAUCAUGGGCGGCAACAGGAGCAGCAACAGCAGCCAAUGGGGAGCCUGCUGCACCGGGGAGCCUCGCGCUCCACCCCUGCUGCACCGGGUGAGUCGACACGAUGCGGUGCUGAUGUGAGGCGAGUCGAUGCGGUGGCGAUGUGA